This is a messenger RNA of Phytomonas sp. EM1, 1002 nucleotides long. Lineage: Eukaryota; Euglenozoa; Kinetoplastea; Trypanosomatida; Trypanosomatidae. The record is from the annotation of a GenBank genome assembly.
AUGCGAUCACGGCGGGACGUCGAGGCGCAGGCCCAGAGACGCCUUCGCGGGACCCGCAUCAAACGCGGGCUGGAAGGGCUGCACGACCUCGACGCCCCGAAACCCCGGCCGAGGACGGAAACGACCCCCGAGACGAAGCCGAACCCCCAAACCGACGCAAAGACGGAAGCCCAAUUCCACCAGGAAACGACGACGGAAGCGGAGCCUUCGACAGGGCGAACGGCCCCCGUGCCGGCGGUGCACGGCUUCGUCUUCGGCUCCGACUGGGGGGAGUGGCGUCGGGUGAAGGCGGAUCUCUUCCGCCCCGACGCGACGCCGGCGGUGAGGGCCCGCGCCUUUGAGACGAUGGCGGUGUGGCGUGCGCGAUCGCGGCAGCACCGGCCUCUCCCGGCUUACGUCGAAUCCACGGAGCUGCUGAUGAGGGUGGUUGGGAUGGAUGAGAUGAACGCCUUGGUGGGGGCGCGUGAGCUCGCGCAGGCCUAUGGCGCCGCCAUCUCCCGCUGCGUUCACGUCAUGACCGGCUCCUUUGCGAAAGGGGAGUCCGGGGAUACGUACCGCAAACGCGCCCGCAAGAUCGACUUCCCGGAGGAGGCGGUGGAGGUUCGGCAGCGGAUGGCGCACGGGGUGGUGCCCGAGAUCACAGAGAUGCGAUGGGUGUGUGGGUUGUUGCUUCAGUUUCUCUUCCUCAACUAUUGGAUGAAGCAGGAGAAGCAUAUUAAGUUGAUGGAGGCGUCUGCGGCGACAGCGUCGGGCGGAAAGGCGUCCAAGGAUCUAGCCGAUGAGGAAACCAGGGAGCCUGCAAGCAUCGAUGAUAUGCGGGCGCUACUGCACGAGCUUAGCGAUGGCAGCGCGUGCAACAGCAGCGAGGAGGACGAUGAUGCGGGCACGCCGGUGGCCAGGCGAUCCGCAGCCGUCGAUCCAACAUCGUUUCUUCCGGAGAUGGAAGCUCCGGGUGCGGGAGUGGAUGGAUCGAUGAGGAUCGGCGAGUGGGUGAUCUCUUAA